AUGAAGAUCUCAUCAAAGCCCUCCCACCGAUUUGGGGUCUUGAGGAUCGAGUUCGAGGAAGAGGGGUGGAUAAUUACAGUGGAUCAAUGGAAGCCGAAUCCUGGACCAGAUUUCCUCAACUUGAUCCCGUUCUGGAUAAGAAUAAAAGGUUUGCCCAUCCACCUACUGAAAAAACAAGCUAUCGAAAGUCUCAUAUCUCCGUUGGGAAUGGUGGGUGCGGUUGAGCUACAUGCCAAGAACUCGGACUCUGUCGAAUAUGUUCGGGCUCAUGCUAUGAUCCCAGCUGAUAAACCUCUCCAAUUUAGGAAAUUGGCGAGAUUCUCCACAGGGGAACACAUCCAAACCGAGCUGAUUUAUGAAAAACUACUCAAAGUGUGUUUCACUUGCAGGAGACUCACUCAUGAUCAAGCAACAUGUCCCUACCAAAUCAAUGAAGCUCAACCAUCUGUUGCCGAUAGGAGCAAGUCAGCCUCUCAGGUUAGAGCUGAUAAAUCUUCAAAGUCUAAAGGUAAAGGGAAAGAAGUUGUAGAUGUCAAACCUCGAAGAGCCUCCAAAAAAGAUCAAGAUGGUGCCUCCAGUUCUCAAACGAAGUCACAAUCAGAUGGGCGCAGGAAAGGAGUUAAGGAAAGACUUCAAUGGCAACCAUCAUCCUCUCAACCGACUCAACAGGUUUGGCGGAGAAAAGAAAUCCAAUCCGCUACGACAGGGGAAGGUGGGAGCACGGCUAGCAAUAGAGAAUCAUUUUUCUCCUCCCAAAUGAGAAACAAAUCAAGUGAAAGUGAAGCCUGGAAGGAGCUAAAUUCUGAAGACCCCACACGAUCUGGAUCCUACCACUUGUCCUCAGUUUUUGAAAGAUCGGGGGACGCGAAUCAGGGAUCUGGAGACAAAGGAGGUGAUCACUCUCCAACCACACCUGGAGAAAGAACCAAGAUAAGCCAAAGUGACUCUUUCUCGAAUGAAGAAACCCCCAACCUGUAA
Eutrema salsugineum is the source of this 978-nucleotide messenger RNA. RefSeq lists its product as uncharacterized. The transcript has 2 exons. Lineage: Eukaryota; Viridiplantae; Streptophyta; Magnoliopsida; Brassicales; Brassicaceae. The record is from RefSeq and is a predicted model, not a curated record. Bases 1 to 978 code for a protein of 325 amino acids.